Messenger RNA from Meriones unguiculatus (Mongolian gerbil), 7587 nucleotides. It is a transcript of the gene Limch1, whose product is annotated as LIM and calponin homology domains 1. The transcript has 33 exons. The record is from RefSeq and is a predicted model, not a curated record. The coding region runs from base 208 to 4818 and encodes 1536 amino acids. Lineage: Eukaryota; Metazoa; Chordata; Mammalia; Rodentia; Muridae. Gene Ontology annotation, biological process: regulation of focal adhesion assembly; positive regulation of stress fiber assembly; actomyosin structure organization. Gene Ontology annotation, molecular function: actin binding; myosin II head/neck binding. Gene Ontology annotation, cellular component: stress fiber.
GGGGACAGAGCAGUGGGCCCGGGCAACCCCGGUGGAGGUGGCCACGGCGUCCGUGCGCGCCGCUGUCCUCCGGGACCUGCGCGCGGUGGGGGCGGGGAAGGCGGCGGGAGAGCGCGGCGGGCGGGAAGGGGCGGAGAGCGCACUCCUGCGGAGGCGGCUGUGCUCAUCCCGGCGGCCAAGAGCUCCAGUGCUCGCAGGGCUCUGCAGAUGGCUUGCCCCGCUCUCGGUCUGGAAGCCCUUCAGCCCCUGCAGCCCGAACCACCUCCGGAGCCUGCCUUCGCCGAGGCACAGAAGUGGAUCGAGCAAGUCACUGGUCGAAGUUUUGGGGACAAAGACUUCCGGACAGGACUAGAAAAUGGAAUCCUUCUUUGCGAGUUGCUGAAUGCUAUAAAACCAGGACUUGUUAAAAAGAUCAAUAGAUUGCCUACCCCUAUUGCAGGAUUGGACAAUACCAUCUUAUUCUUGAGAGGCUGCAAAGAGCUUGGCCUUAAAGAAUCUCAACUCUUUGACCCGAGUGACCUCCAGGAUACGUCCAACAGGGUCACUGUCAAGAACCUUGAUUAUAGCAGGAAGCUGAAAAACGUGUUAGUGACCAUUUACUGGCUGGGGAAAGCUGCAAACAGCUGCGCCUCCUACAGUGGAACCACACUGAACCUGAAGGAGUUUGAAGGACUGUUGGCUCAGAUGCGAAAGGAGACUGAUGACAUUGAGAGCCCUAAACGCAGUAUCCGAGACAGUGGCUACAUUGACUGCUGGGACUCUGAACGCAGCGACUCCCUCUCGCCUCCUCGCCACGGCCGAGAUGACUCCUUCGACAGCCUGGAUUCUUUUGGCUCCCGUUCCCGGCAGACACCCUCUCCAGAUGUAGUUCUCAGGGGAAGCAGUGAUGGAAGAGGAAGCGAUUCUGAAUCAGACUUGCCACACCGGAAGUUGCCAGACGUGAAGAAAGAUGAUAUGUCCGCAAGACGGACUUCCCAUGGUGAACCGAAAUCAGCAGUGCCUUUUAACCAGUACCUCCCCAACAAGAGCAAUCAGACAGCCUAUGUCCCAGCACCUCUGAGAAAGAAGAAGGCGGAGCGGGAGGAAUACAGGAAGAGCUGGAGCACAGCCACCUCCCCCUUGGGUGGGGAGAGGCCCUUCAGUUAUCCUGACACGAUAGAGGAGGAGGGAAGUGAAGCAGGGUCUCCCUGUGAAGAUGACCCCAGCGGUCUGAUGGGCCCUGAUGGGAAGUCUGAUGGUGGGUUAGAAGCUCCUCCCAGCAGUGGUGAGGGGCAGUCUCCUGAGGGCGUCGCUGUGGUGCCAGCUGCUGUUUCUGAAGACAGAGACUCCGUGGAAAGCCGAAAGCUCAGAAGGCUGGAGCAAGCUGGGAUCAAGGUCAUGCCUGCAGCACAACGCUUUGCCAGUCAAAAGCAGUUGAGUAAAGAGAAAGAAGCUAUCCGUGACAUAAUCCUUCGGAAAGAAAACCCUUUCCUGGCCCACCAACAUUGCAAAGAUUCGGAGUCAGAAGAUGAAGCUGCAUGCCGACUGCCUGACCUUGAGAAAGAUGACUUUGCUGCAAGGAGGUCAAGGAUGAACCAAAACAAACCAGUAGUACCACUUAAUCAACUCCUGUAUGGGCCUUACCCGAAAAAAGACAGAGAGAAGACAGGUGGCUGCAAACAGCUCUCAAAGGGAGCACCAGACAAGAAAACCCUAGCAUAUAAAAGAGAUCAGGGCCAACCAGAAGAGGCGAACACAACAGUGCCCUGUGUCACGCGAACUCAGGAGAGUGAACCAGUGGAAGCAAAUUUUAGGAAGGCACCAGAUCUUCAGAAGGACGACCUGGCCCAGAGGAGAAUUCAGGGCAGAGGUACCUCUCACCGAGAGGCUCCGAGCUUCAUCAAACUCUCUGGUAUUACAGAAGCCGACCUGGAGACAUGGGAGAGAUUGAAAGUGUCAGAAAAGGCGAGGGAUGGAGAUGCUCAGAACACCUGUGCCCCUGAGCCCUCACCAGAAAUCAAUGCAGAAAUUGCCAUUCGGGAUGACUUUGCCAGCCGUAAAGCAAGGGCCUAUAAGAAAGCAUCCAGCCCCAGGCAAAAGUUUGUGCACUUUGGGCCUGUGACAGAGAUAGACCAACAGACUUGGAAGCGGCUCAGCAUUGGCAAGAUGGGGCCUAGGGACGAUUCGGAGGUUGUCAGUCACAGCAGCCAGAGCCAAACGUCCUCUGUGUCACCUCCCUCUACUGCCACUUUUGGCUUAAAGGAAGACCAAAUGCUUGGCCCGCAGAACGACUGCAGGAUAGCACGUACUGGCACAGAUGACUGUCUCAAAAAGGCUCCAUGGCUGGCGCCAGUGCUGGAGUCUCAGGAAGAGCAGGUCUGCAUUCAAAGUGACAACCCAAAGACAGAGGAAGUUACACCCACGCAGCUGCCACAGGAUGGCAGAGAACAAAACGAAGAACUUAUUGAAAAACAGCCUGAGAUGCUGCCAAGAGUAAAAGGACCAGAGGAAUGCAGCGGACCCCUAUACGGUCCGAGGACUCCUGUGUCAGAUGACCCAGAGAGCACGAGCAUGUUUGACAUGCGGUGUGAGGAGGAGGCAGCGGUGCUGCCGCACAGCAGGGCCCGCCAGGAGCAGCUGCAGCUGAUAAAUAACCAGCUGAGGGAAGAGGACGACAAAUGGCAAGAUGACCUGGCUCGUUGGAAGAGCCGUAGAAGAAGUGCUUCUCAGGACUUAAUCAAGAAAGAGGAAGAAAGGAAAAAAAUGGAGAAGCUGAUGUCCGGAGAAGAUGGGACAAGCGAACGAAGGAAAAGCAUCAAAACUUACAGAGAAAUUGUUCAAGAAAAAGAACGGAGGGAGAGGGAGCUGCAUGAGGCAUAUAAGAACGCGCGCUCCCAGGAGGAGGCCGAGGGCAUCCUCCAGCAGUACAUCGAGAGGUUCACCAUCAGUGAGGCUGUGCUCGAACGCUUGGAGAUGCCAAAAAUCCUGGAAAGAAGCCAUUCAACAGAGCCAAACUCAUCCUCCUUCCCAAACGACCCCAGCCCCAUGAAAUACUUGCGGCAGCAGUCACUGCCUCCACCCAAGUUCACUGCCACGGUUGAAACCACCAUCGCUCGCACCAGUGUCCCAGACGCCAGCGCGGCAGCAGGCAGUGGGUCUCCAAGCAAGACCGUCACUCCGAGUGCAGUGCCUAUGCUGACACCCAAGCCUUACUCCCAGCCCAAAAACUCUCAAGAGGUUCUCAAGACUUUUAAGGUAGAUGGGAAGAUCAGCAUGAAUGGAGAAAUGGCCCGUGGAGACGAGGAAGAGAAGGAAAAAGAAGGAGCCAUGGUGGCACCUGGCCCUUCCUUAACCAAGUCCCAGAUGUUUGAAGGCGUGGCCACAGUUCAUGGCUCCCCCGUGCAGGUGAAGCAAGGCGGCAACAGCAUCGAGAUCAACAUCAAGAAGCCAAAUUCUGCUCCCCGGGAACUGACAGCAGCCUCUGAUGAAUUGAACUGCCAAGAAGAUGAGAAUGAUGACGGGAAGUCAGGGACACAGGAAGUGGAGCUGGACUCAGCAGAGCCACAGCAUUUUACAACAACUGUGACGCGAUGCAGCCCAACAGUGGCCUUGGUAGAGUUUCCCUCCAGCCCGCAGGUGAAGAAUGAAGUGCCAGAAGAGCAAGACCAGAAGAAGCCAGAAAACGAAAUGAGUGGGAAGGUGGAGUUAGUGCUGUCACAGAAGGUGGCAAAGCCAAAAUCCCCAGAACCUGAAGCAACCUUGACGUUUCCGUUUCUUGACAAAAUGCCAGAAACCAACCAACUGCAUUUGCCAAAUCUCAGUUCUCAAGCAGAUUCUCCAAGCAGUGAAAAGUCCCCUGUGACCACACCUUUUAAGUUCUGGGCAUGGGACCCAGAAGAGGAGCGCAGGCGACAGGAGAAAUGGCAGCAGGAGCAAGAGCGUCUGCUCCAGGAGAGGUAUCAGAAGGAGCAAGAUAAGCUGAAAGAAGAGUGGGAAAAGGCCCAAAAGGAGGUGGAGGAAGAAGAGCGCAGAUACUACGAGGAGGAGCGUAAGAUAAUUGAGGACACUGUGGUUCCGUUCACUAUUUCCUCAAGUUCUGCAGAUCAGCUGUCUACUUCCUCAUCUGCAACUGAAGGCAGCGGGGCAACGAAUAAGAUGGACUUGGAAAACUGUCCGGACAAGGAAGAAGAGAGAAGACAGAAGACUCCUUCCCAGGAGAAUGACAGUGGCCCCUUGCUCAAGGCUAGGGAGAGUGGUCUGCUAGAGGAGGGCAGCAGCCUAACUCAAGGGCCCUCAGCUGACUCUGAAAACUCCGUGGCAAAAGGAAUCCAUCAGGAGCAGCAGCUGGGGACAGAGGCUGAGGCCCCACACUGUGGAACAAACGCACAGCUAGCUCAGGAUCCACCUCAGAAUCAACAGAUGCUAAACCCGUCAACAAACAUGUCGGAAGAUGUGAAGCCCAAGACCCUGGCCCUGGACAAAAGCGUUAACCAUCAGAUUGAGUCUCCAGGGGAAAGGCAGAAGAAAAGCCCUCGAGACAACUUCCGGGCUGGGCCCCUCUCCCCCUGUUCUCCUACCCCACCUGGCCAGUCACCAAACAGGUCUGUAAGCGGGAAGAAGCUGUGCUCCUCCUGUGGGUUCGCUUUGGGUAAAGGAGCGGCGAUGAUCAUCGAGACCCUGAACCUCUACUUUCACAUCCAGUGUUUCAGGUGUGGCAUUUGUAAAGGACAGCUCGGAGAUGCAGUGAGUGGGACAGAUGUCCGGAUUCGCAACGGUCUCCUAAACUGUACCGAAUGCUACAUGCGAUCCAGAAGUGCUGGCCAACCUACGACACUGUGAUGUGGUUGGGAGCUUCCGGAUCACCUAGAAUUUCCUUACGAAGGGUGUCCCUUGGCAACGGCUUAAUUAAACCCCAAGUUCAGGGGCUUCUCCGAGUUCAUCUGAUUUCUGGAGGACUCUUCCACAUGGUGGAUCUGCUCUUUUUGUAUCGUGGCACAGUGUCUGUGCUUCUUCUGAUUGGGAGGCUGAUUUUCUUUUCCUGCAUUUGCACAGUGUACACAAAAAGAAUAUUGCAUUGCAAUGAUCCUGAACAGUUAACAGUUUUAGCAUGGGCAGAAAGGCUUAUGGUUGAAAAGGUGUUACUCUCUUGUUUGGGAAAAUAGCAAAAGGGUGCAAUAAACCUGUUGCGUUUUAGUAUUUCUAGAAAUUAGACACGUUAUGUUUACAGAAGUGAGCUGCAGGAAGUGCAAGACAAUGCCAGCUUAAGACAGGAACAUAAAGUGAAUGCAUUUCAGAAAAAAGCAGACACCCCAGCAAGCUCUGACUCUGAACUAUAAUUUUUUUUUUUUGAUGCAAACACACUAGCCUGAUAAUAUAUACUGUACUCCUGAAAACAUUUGUGUUACUUACCUUUGGGGGCAGAAGUCCUACCAAUAAAUUAUCACGCUGUUAGUAUUAGAUAUUGUGUACCCUGGAAGUCAUGUCAUGAAUAGAGGCUGGUCCGUCAAACGAAGAGGGCCCUUGCGGUGUCUCUAGACUUCCACUCUGCGACAAGGGUAGGAGGAAGCAGGAAGGAAAUAGAUCAGCCAUUGUCUUCAAACUUAUUAUAAAACCUAUGGGAAGGUGUAAUCCACAAGGGUGGUCUGCCAGUGGUAGCCUUGAGGCUUGGGUUGCUUGCUCUCUGUAAGCAUUGGGGGCUUGACAUGAGGAUGUGCGUAUUAGGCAUCAAGAACAGGCCAUUUUUUUGGAAUGAGCACGUCUCAUCUUUGCCUGCAAGUUCUCCUUGAGGGCAUGAUGCCCCGGCAUCCAAAGAAAUGCAUUAGACCCGUCCUAACAGAACCCAGAGAGCAGGACGUGACAAGCCCGCAAUGCAGCCUGAUCAGUAAGUGGCACCAACACAAGGCAGGCCAUGCCCUGUCCACUCCCACAGACCUGUGCGCGGCUCCAUCCUCCCACAUCGCUGGCGGAGACCUGUUCUCUGCCCCGUGUGAUAUGUUUCAGCUGGACACGAAAGGAAUGAGGUUGCUAAACCAGCACGAUUUAGCUCUCCAGGCUGUUUUCCUUAAAACGGGGGGGGGGGGGGGGGGGGGGAGGAAUGGGAACUAUUUAUUCUGCCUUAAAAGAAUGGGCAACUAAGUGAAGAUGGCAUUAGGGAAAUGUAGACUAUGGAUACCCUCGAAGUAGGCUAAUGUAGUAUAGACAGAAAGCAAGUAGACGUUUUUCUGUUAUGUAAGCAAUAAUUUUUUUCUGUGUCUUAUGGAGUAUGGCUAGCAAUUAUUUAUUUCCAUGCUAGACAGUUCUUUGCAUGUGGGUCCCUUACAGGUGCAGACAUCUCCGUGGCCACUUGGAGGUACAUUGGCCACUUUGUCAUUUGGACGAGCUGUUACUGGAUUGAAAUUCACACACCAUUUCAUCAAAAAUUGUGCCUUAGAAAACUGCAGAGCUGUUGCACACAGUGACAAAUGGCAGAUUCAGAACACCGAAGGGAGGUGAAGUCACUUCCUAGUCCCCCGUGACUCCUCUCGGAGGUGUUCGCCGCUUUACGAGAAAAAAAAAAAUUAAUUAAAAAAAAAUUUAAAAGACAAAUAAAAAAAAAGGAAAAAAAAUUUAAAAAGAAAAAGAAAAGUUUUGAAAAUGUACAGAUCAAGUCCAAUAUUUUGAUGAAGCACCUGCAUGUUUUAUUAACUAUUUUAAUAACGUGGAUGUUUACACUUUGCAUGAUACUAAGUACUUUACAAGAAAGGAUGCACAAAAUAUGUACAAUCCGGUCAUUCAUAAGCGACUUUUAUAGGAUACUUUUUACAUGUGCGAGGCCAUCCGUUAUGUCAGGAGCACAUGAGAACUGCACAUUCUUCUGGUUUCACAAAGCCAUUUAUACAUAUUUCUUAGUGAGACUCAUUGUACAUGUAUUGAAGCUUAGACUGGAGUCAAGAGAAAUAAAACCCCAUUCUCCAAGUGCAGAACGUGCUUUCCCGUAAUGAACACUAGUCACCAGCCCGGAAUAAUCUCCAACAUCUUCCAAAUUCUAAUUGCCAACUGUUUCUAUUUCUAUUUGAUUUAUAUUUCAUUUAGAGUCAGUUACAUGGCAGCUUCGGCAGACUAGAUUCUGUCGUUUUUUCCAAUGCAGCGUAAGACUAUGAUCUAUUUCUCUUCAAAUAAUCUUUGAGAUCGCAGGGGAAGCAGCGCUCUGUUGUGUGGAGUUACAAUGUAAAUGUGUUUGUUUAAAACCCAGAUGAGGCAAGUGAGUGAUUUAUUGCUCCUGGAGGACAGUGACUGACUCUCCCCCCACCCCCAGACUCCAGAAGCUUCUUUCCCAAGGACAAAAAUGGGCGACUCUUGUUUCUCACUAGCAAACCUUCACGACAUUUGUCCUUCUUCCGGUGUGGUGUCGCUAACGUGAUACAUACUCUAAUUACCUGUACAUCCAAAAGAUGCCCUUGUUCUGGGUGGGCGACAUCCCGUAUCAGUUACACUAACUUUCAUUUACAAUAUUUAUUCUAAAACGCCUCUGAGAAAUAGUUUUAAAAAAAUUUAAAAAAAUGAAAAGUUGUCUAAAAUGCAACAGCUUUUAUAGUAAAUGUACAUUUAUAAAUAAAAUACUCAAAUUGA